This is a messenger RNA of Anneissia japonica, 7761 nucleotides long. RefSeq names its product WASH complex subunit 2-like. The transcript has 30 exons. Gene Ontology annotation, biological process: protein localization to endosome; retrograde transport, endosome to Golgi. NCBI's taxonomy places the organism in Eukaryota, Metazoa, Echinodermata, Crinoidea, Comatulida, Comatulidae. The record is from RefSeq and is a predicted model, not a curated record. Gene Ontology annotation, cellular component: WASH complex; early endosome. Gene Ontology annotation, molecular function: phosphatidylinositol phosphate binding; retromer complex binding. Bases 57 to 4556 code for a protein of 1499 amino acids.
CAUAACAUCACAUGAUCUUCCUGACCUCAGUUCCGAAGAUCAUUCACUGAUGAAAGAUGGCUCCGCCAGCACCACCGCCGCCGCCUCCCCCGCCCAUACAAGGUGCUGAUACUGGGGUUGCUGCUACUCCUAAUUUGGAAGCAACGCAGGAGAUUGGAUCAGAUGGAGGUCAGAGUUCAGGAGCAGGUGCUAUGGCCUCUGGUACCAGCAAAGAAGAGAAGUCCAUGACACUGGAUGAAGUCAGAAAGCAGAGCUGUAAUUGGUCAAUGGCAUCAGAUGCUGGGCUGCUAUUGUACUUGCAAGAGUUCUCGCAUAAGAUGAUAGCAAGGACCAGUGAACUGGAGAAGAUGGUAGAUGGACUGGUUAAUGAAACAAAGAGUACAGACUCCAAGGUUCAUAACACUCUUAACGAUUUCUUGAUGAUUGCCAACACACAGUUUGUUGAAAAUCGUGUGUAUGAUGACUCUGAAGAAAUGGACAUGCAAAAUGCUGAAAAGACUAAUUCAGAGAAAAAGGAAGUUACAGAAGUAGACUUGAUACCCAAGGUAUCGAAAGCGUUAAACCUUGGUAUCAACGUAAUUGACACUGCAUUCGAUACAUUAGAUGCAAAUGCUGGUAAUUCCGACUCAGAAGAUGAUGAUGUUAGUUAUCGACAUGAACCAAUUCUUGAACCUAAGGACCCAUAUAGUCACCGUCCCCUGCCUCAUAUCAUUGGGUCAAGACUGUUUAUGGAAGAAGAUGAUGUUGGUCUCGUUGACUAUAUAAGUGAAGCUGAUGACCUAAGCGGUACAGCAAGUUCAGUGUCUGAGAGUGAAGAAGAGUCAGACUUAUCCGAGUCUGAGUAUUCAGAAUCAGAGAGUGAAUCAGAUUUAGAAGAAGGGGACAUUGUUGACUCUCCAGUCUCGGAUGCUGAUGAAGAUGAUCUGUUUGGAGGAGAUUCAGAUGAAUUUGAGAAUGGACCACAGAAGCCUGAUUUUACCUCAGAAUUGGCAGCGAAGAUUGCAGUAGGCGAUCAAAAAGAUCAACGAAGGGAUCGAUCAUCUAGUAAAUUAUCUACAACAUCAGGGAAAGACAAGAAGAAAAAGGAAUCUGAAAAGAAGGAAAAAAGAAGGAGGAGAACCUCUACAAAAUCAUCCUCGAAAAUGGAAGAUGACGAUCCAUUUGGUGUGCAGCAUCCCCCUGAUGAUAUUGAUGAUAUGGGUGCAUUUAGUGGGAAAGGGUUGUUUUCUGGUGGUAAAGGAUUGUUUGAUGAUGAGGAUGUUGUUGCUGAUGAUGAAGAUGGUCUGUUUGAUGACAAGCCAAGUAAACUUCAGGAUGCACCACCUGAGGAGGAAGAGACAAAACCAAAAGAAACCAAGCCAAGGGCUAGAACAAGAAGUGGUCGCAAGGUGCCGGCAGGCGGUGUCUCAAUGUUUGGAGCAGCCACCGAUGAGCUGUUUGGAUCACCAGCAAAUGAUGCAGUGGAAGAAGACGAGGUAGAAGCAGAUGAGGAAGAAUCAAAUUCAAACAGUACUAUCUUAAGGGCGCAUUUUGCAGCCGUGUCAAAGCGCCCUCUAUUCCCGAGUCGGAAUAAACAUUCACAAAAAUCAGUAGAUAGCAAGGGAGCUGGAGGGCUAUUUGAUGAUAAUGAAGAUAAUGAUGAAGAUGAUCUCUUUGCUGAUGCACCUGUUAAAAAGGAGCCAUUGAAGGCUUCAACAUCAUCAGGACUAUUUGAGGGAGAUGAAGAAGAUGAAUUGUUUGGUGAAAGUAGUGAACCCAAACCAGCGCCAGCAGCUCAGAAAAAGAAGUUACCAGCUGGAGCAGUUUCCAUGUUUGGUAGCAUUGAUCCUCUUGCUGGGAUGAAAAAGCACAUGUCAGACACUGAAGAACACCCAGAACCAGAGAAACCUGUUGAACCAGUCAAGAAACCAGUGGCCAAACCACAGAAGUCUUCCAGUCUUUUUGAUGAUGAAGAUGAUUUAUUUGGUAUUCCAUCAGUGUCAAGUAAAAAAGAAAGUCCGCAAUUGAGCAGAAACAGCUCCAAGUUAUUUGACGAUGAUGAUGAUGGUUUGUUCACUGUACCAAAGGAAGAACCAGCUAAACCACAGUCUGCGGCUUCUAAGAAGCAAGCUGCCAGCAUGUUCGAUGAUGAGGCUGAUGAAGAUGCUGGUGAUGAUUUGUUUGCAGCUGCAGCUAAACCCAAGGAGACUGGAAAGAAAAAGAAGCCUGUUGGAGGUGUUGCAAUAUUUGGUGGCGAAGAUCUCUUCGCGCAAAUAACACAGAAAGAGGAAGAGAAAACGAAAGAAACAGAAGAAGGGUCACCAGAGAAACAUGAACCAGUAUCAAUAAGAGAACAGCCACCAACACCUCGUAAAAACACAUUCAGCCUCUUCUAUGAUGAAGAUGAGAAAGAUGAGGAUGAAUUGUUUCCAUCAUCUUCGUCAUCAGCAGCAUCAUCUGGAGCACCGACGAUGAGGGAAGACACAGACCAGACCAAGGCACAAAGAAGACGUGCUAAAAGUAAAAGCGUAUUUGAUGAUGAAGACGUACUCUUCGGCUCACGGCAAGAAGAAGCACCCCAAGUGGAUCUGUUUAGUGGAACCAGUUCAUCGUCACCCCCGAAGCAGGACUCAAAAAAAGCGAAAACCGGAGAUAUAUUUGAUGAUGAUGAUGAUGACUACGAUGAUUUAUUUGCUGAAAAAAAGCUCCCGACCGAACUGCCUAAUAAAGUCACUUCUAGCAAACCGACCCCAGGUUCAUCACCAGGUCGGCCAAAGAACUUGUUUGUGGAUGAUGAGGAUGACGACUUAUUUGGCCCAGAAAAGCCUGUGAAACCACAUGUGAAACCACAAGUAAGAACUAAGCCUCCAAUAACAAAGCCACGAAACCAGCGGUUAAAGGAGCCGACUCGGCCACCUCCCCUUCCCAUCAGAUCAAACUACGUUGGGAGUGCGUCGCCCCCUGUAGUUAAAAUGAGACCAAAGAAAAAUGAGAGCAAAGGAAGUUCUGAUAUAUUGGCUGACAAAAAUGAUGAUGAUUUAUUUGGUAGCAAAGAGAAAAUUCCACCGAAGCCAGUUGGUGGCGCUUCUAUGUUUGGGACUGUGGAUCCUCUAAAUGUUGGGAAGGCGUCGGAAACGGAAGGUGAUACUGUAAGCAUUUCUUCAAGUGUAUCAUCAGACCGACCAACAGCCAAUGGCAUCAGUGCUCCUAAACAAAGAGAUCCUUUGUUCGGAAGUCCUCCCGAAGAUGGCGAUUUGUUUUCCCCCAAAUCAUCAACAUUCAGCGCACCUGGUUUUAAAUCAGUGAAGCCACCUGUUAUCAAACCUGUCAAGGCACCUGCAAAAAGACAGAGUUAUAUUGAGAAAAUGCAGGCCAACGUUACUAUUGAUCCAAGUAGAAUGAGGCCAGGAGCAGCUCCUGUCAUCAAGGAACCAGAGUCAGACACACUCACCUUUGACCAGCCUGCUGAAGCUAACACAUUACCUAGUUUGAAUAAGAACCGAGUGAAGGUUGGUUCCAGGCGUAGGCCUCCAUCAAGAAAUCGUAGAGAAGCAAAAUCCAAUGCUACAGAGCCGCCUGCACUACCCCCAGACCUUAGCAAUGACAUGGAUUUUGCAACAACUUACCAGCCAUUACCAGAUAUAGAUAGCCAAGGCAGUGAAACUUAUGAAUCAUACGAGGCCGUAAAGGGCUCUAAAUCCACAUACGCAAAGGUUGAAGUACGCUCAAAGACAUCUAAUGACAUUUCAGGUGUCGAUGACUUAUUCAAUGAUAGCCAAGUUGACCCGCUGUCACGAAGCCCACCUCCGCUGCCCGAUGAUGAAAUUCCAGUGAAAUCAAACAUUUCAAAAACACAGCUUUUACAAGAUGAUCCCUUAUUUAGUGCAAGCCCUGCCUCUAACAGUAACAACUCAAGCAAGUCGAACCAUCUAGAGGAGGAUGAUCUAUUUGGAGCGCCACCUAUUGUUGAAAAGCCUGUUAGUUCGUUGAAAGACAAUUCUACAUCAUCAAUCACAAAUUCACAGGAGAAAAAAGUAGAAAAAGACAAUGACGAGGAUGAUGAUCUUUUCGGAAGCAGUACUAAAAUUUCAGACAAGAGGAAGCAGAUAGCAUCCAGGAUUGAUGUGGAUGAGGAUUUGUUCAGCAGUCCAAGUAAAGCAGCUGCAGCAAAGGUGGAUAUUGAAAUUGAGGAGGACUUGUUCUCAUCACCUAGCAAAAGUAAAGACAAACCACCAAUGAGGGUCGCUGAAGAUGAACUAUUCACAAGUCCAAAGAAGGAUAGCAAACGACCAAAAUCGAAAACAGUUCGCGUUGACACCGACCUGUUUGCUGACACUACUGAUAUAUUUGCAGACAUUCCAAAUUCAAAAUCCAAGGAGAAAAAAUCAAAGAAAAAAACUGAUCCACUAUCUAAAGGAGUACAAGGAGAUGAUAUUUUUGCUGAUACCAGCUCUUCAAAACCCAAGAGGACAAAAUCAAAAAAGAAAACUGGUAGAAAAUCCGGCGGUAGCUCCAUUUUCAACUCAGAUGCACCAAGUAUAUUUGAUGAUCCAUUGAAUGCUACACAACAAGAAUAGUUUCACAUGGACCAUUAUAAAAGUUUAGCCCCUUAAAAAUCAACUAUUUGCUACUCACUAUAGCUGGUUUCUUUGACUAUCCAAGACGUUAGGCCCUUGAAGAUACUCUAACUGCUACUGAAGAUCCAACAACUGCUACUCAAAAAGACUGGUGUUAUGUGGAUCACCAAAGACGUUUAAGGCCUUGGCAAUCAACUGACUGCUACCCAAAGACUAGACUUACCUUGGCCAUUGGAGAUCCAAUGACUGCUACUAAAAAUACUGGUGUCAUGUGGCCCUAGUUGUGCAACUCACUGCUACCCAAGAAGACUAGAUUUGUCUUACCCUUGGAGGUCUAUCCCAACAAGACUAAACAUUCCUCUGCUCUUGGAGAUUCGCUAAAUGCUCCCCAACAAGGCUACUCAUGUGCUCUAUCAAAGACAUUAGACCCUUGAAGAUCCACUAACUUUUACCCAAGAACACUAGUUUUAUCUUGGCUCUUGCACUGGCUUUUGGAGAUCCACUAAAUACUCUCCACUAAGACUAAUCACUGUGAACCAUCAUGUAAUGUUAAGGCCCUUGGAGACUGCUACCCAACAAAACUACACAUGUCUCUCCUCUUAGAGGCCCUCUAUUUGCUCUUUUUCAAUAUUAGUCUUUGUAGGCCAUCAAAUAUGUUAAGGCCUACUAAUUGCUACCCAAGACUAUGCUCUUGUAGAUCCACUAAACUGUUGUCCAACCAGAAAACACUUGCAUUGGCCCAUAGAGAUUAUCUGUUUCCUACUUAACAAGACUAGCCCUUGAAGAUUAGUGAAACUGCUAUCUAACAAGACUGGUUUUAUUCAUACCAUGAUAUAGAUCUUUGGCGGAACCGCUGCCUACAAUGUCUAGUCUCGCAUGAACCACCCAGUAUGCCUCAGCCCUUAAAUUGCACUGAAGUGUCUAGCAUCUCUAAGAUAGUUGCUUGCAUUAGUGGAGAUGUGUGGAGUACUCUGUGGCUAUUGCUGCAAUGGAGGUUUCUAUAAAUAAACUUUGGAACUGUUGCACUACUGGAGAUUUAGAGAUUUUAAGACUGUUGGACCUGUGGUGAUAUCAAGAGACUGUAGAACUGUUGUACUGGUCGAUGUGUCUAAUGACUCUAGGACUGUUGUACUACUGAAGGUAUACAGUCUUUAGUACUGUUGUGCUAUGAGGAAGUGUAUAAGAGGCUGAAGAAAUGUUGCAUUAAAUGGCAAAGGCUAGAGACUGAGGAUGGAUCUCAUUUAGAUUAGUACUUAAAAUCCAUUUUAUACAUAGCUCCAAUAGUAUAUGAUAUGCAGAUCUUGAAGAUGAUAGUCUGUAUUUAAUCUCAAGGAUUUCUUAAUCCUAGAUUGUUUUCAUUGCGACAUCCCUCAAAAUGGAACUUGUGCUGCCAACAUAUCUCUUUGUCAAUCCCUUGGUGAAAUUUCUGUCUGCUCAUUUCUCCAUAUAUUGAUAAAAUUUAUAUUAAGAUUAUUAGAUGAAGUAAAUAAAUAAUUAUUUAACUAUCUGUAGCAGUGAGAUUGCCCAUCAAAAUAAUGACCAGCCCAGAGAUUACAUCUCAGGGAAUCAAAAUAUAUUUUUAGAUAUUACUGUAUUCUUUUGAUUGGUAAAUAGUUGCAGCAAAUGUCAAAAUGAUACAUCUAGAAUGCUUUCCAAUCCUAAAAAAUCAAGCUUUACCUUAUAUUAAUUCUGAGUGAACUUAAAGACUGUUUUUCCACUUGGCAACUUCAAUCUCGCGAACCAAAAGCGUUGGUUUGCUUCCUGAGCUGUGAUUGGUUGCACAUUUUUUUGCGUAGCAAAAAGUAAAAACAGUUCGAACUACUGAUUUCGCUGAAGCGAAAAACUCUGAUAGAAAUGUGAAAGCGCAUGAACCAAUACUUUUGAUUCAUGUGAAUAAAUUCACCUAGUGGAAAACAUUCUUUAUGCUUGUACUUUAAAUUCUAUAGCGCAAAUAUCCAAAUUUUGUCUUUUAGGUGCACAAUAUUUCGUUUUUAAAAUGUGUGAUGGUAUUUUUAAUAGAUAUGUACAAUACCAUGGUGACAUGAGUCUGCUCCACCCAGUCCUGCAGUGGUGGCGCAUUUGAGCAAGUUUACGGCCGUUUUGAAGGCAAAAUUAUUUAAAAAAUUCUUAUUGCUUUGUCUUGAAUUGGGCCAAACGUAGGGUCAUUUUUAAAAGCUUAAAUACAUAAAUACUCAUUGCCUUGUCUAUAAUAACUCUUGGUUUACUUGCUAUAAGAAACACAGCACUCUAAUAUAGGAACAGUAUUUUCAGAGAUCUUUAUUCAAUUCUGACAAUUUUUAUAUAAUCUACUGUAUAUUCACCCGUCUCUAUAUUUUCAUCUUUUAUGCACUUGAAGCAAGAGUCAGUACUUUCGAAAUGGUCAUAAGGGUAAAGAAUUCUGGAUGUUUAAAUUUAAAACAUGAAUGAAAAUUAUGUGGGCACAGUCGUAAUACAUAUGUGGGACUAGCACAUUAACAAGUAUUGAACAUUCUGUCAAUAAAAUUUUCAAUACACAAAAUAUUUCUAUGAUAAUAUUGGACAAUUAUGUAUUACCAAAUAUAGGCAGUUGCUGAAUAUUUCAGCAAACUGUAUUAAAUUUUAAAUCGUAAAAUAGUUGUUUUAAUUAUAGUUACCAUAUUGUGUAAAGAAUAGUGUAUUAUUAUGUUCAAUUUGUGUUUAAAUAUUAUGUUCAAUUCUUGUGUUAGAAAAAAAAAUGUGACUUUAAAAAUGAUAUGGCAUUCCUAACAACCAUGUCAUGUAAAUUUGUAAAUAAUAUUCAAACAAAAGUAAUUAUAAUGGGAAAAUAUAGGAUUAACGUUUAUACAGUGUUUAAUGAAGCAAAAAUUUAAACACUUAAAAUUGUAAGGAAAAUUAUCACUGAUAAUUUUGUUUUUUGAUGUUUUAAUUUUAUGUUCGUAAUUAUUGUCCAGCCAUCAAAUAUAUAUAUUAGAGUUUUUUGUAUUUCAUGUAUUAUUGAAUCCAUGGAGACCAAUGAAUAUGGAUCACCCAAUUUAGAAAUAUACUGUCUUGGUGCCGAAUUCAAUUAUUUAAUUUUAUUCAACAAAUUUAUUUAAACUAGAAUAAAAUUAAAUAUAUUAAUAACUUUAAGUUACUAGCUUUUGAUUGGAAAUUAGUAUAAGUAAGAUACCAGACACAUAAACAAUUUUUUUGCAUAAACUGAUUACCAACAAAACUGUUAUGUGAA